Messenger RNA from Python bivittatus (Burmese python), 12505 nucleotides. RefSeq names its product coiled-coil and HOOK domain protein 88A (gene CCDC88A). Gene Ontology annotation, biological process: cytoskeleton-dependent intracellular transport; cytoplasmic microtubule organization. Gene Ontology annotation, molecular function: dynein light intermediate chain binding; microtubule binding. Gene Ontology annotation, cellular component: cytoplasm; centrosome. The record is from RefSeq and is a predicted model, not a curated record. Lineage: Eukaryota; Metazoa; Chordata; Lepidosauria; Squamata; Pythonidae.
AGGGGGGCGAAGAAGUCGGGUGUUGUGGGGUGGGAGUGAGUGAGGGGCUGAGGUUGUGGAAAAAGCAGUGGAAGGGAGAGGCUGUAGUUCCGAGUAGCCUUGGAACCAAGGGGAGGGAUCGAUCAAUUGCGAGCUCUAAGGACUAGGCAAGGGGGUGGGGUCCUGCUUCAUUUUUGAUGGGUGUUGAUCAGUUACCCAUAAAGUAAAGAAGGUACGGGGAGCGGGGGGAAUAGAGGUGGCGCGGAAAGCGACUGUGCAAGACUCUUGGGUGGGGUGAGUGCAAGAGCCGGCGGUCGUCCUGUGCGUGGGGAGGGGGGGAGCGUGGUGGAAAUCAGCUUGGAUAGAAAGGGUGAUUUCUUCUGAGCUUGAAUUUAAGAGAGAUAUACCGAGUGGUUGGGAAGGAAAAUGCGAUUUCUGCCUUUCCUGUCACACGUACGUUUUUGCUGGCCGGGGGGUAAAAUAAGCUGUCGGGGCGAGUUUCCUUGAAAUUUGCUCCAUUCGCACGCCUGCGGUUUGCCUGCUUGUGGUGCUGCAGCCUGGAAAGGGGGGUGGGGGGGAGAGUUUGCGGCUGAUGUAGGAUCGCUGUUGGGUUUCUCCUUUCUCCUUCCCCUUCCCCUUCCCCUUCAGCACGGAAAGAGGAGGAAGAAAGAGUCAAUCGGAGCCGUAGGGGGAAAAAAAACCAAGAACGUCCAUGGCCUCCAGAUCGCUCCGUUUUUGGACGAGGUGGAUAAUGAAAUCUUUGUUGCCACAGCUCUGACUACUUUUGAAUUUUAUUUGGGAACUAGCCAGGGUAUAUUCUUCCUGAAGUCGUUGAGCAUUUCACGGAAUUACCGCAAAGAAGAGAAUCUUCUCAUCUAACCUUUUAUAAUUCAGAUUUUUUUUUUGUUAAAAAAACGCUUCUAAAACAUGGAAAAUGAGAUAUUCACACCUCUUUUGGAGGUCUUCAUAUCCAGCCCACUUGUUACCUGGGUUAAGACAUUUGGACCGUUAGCUGGACAGAAUGCAACCAACUUGGAAGAAUAUGUUGCACUUCUAGAUGGAGUUUUCUUGAAUGAAGUCAUGCAGCAAAUAAACCCUAAAGCAGCCAGUCAAAGAAUAAAUAAGAAGGUCAACAAUGAUGCAUCACUUCGAAUUCAAAAUUUGUCUAUUUUAAUAAGGCAAAUUAAAUCAUAUUAUCAGGAGACAUUGCAGCAGUUGAUCUUGAUGCAUUUGCCAAAUGUUUUAAUAAUUGGAAAAAACCCCUUUUCAGAACAAGGGACUGAAGAAGUAAAAAAACUCCUUCUACUUCUGCUUGGCUGUGCUGUUCAGUGCCAGAAGAAAGAAGAAUUCAUUGAAAGAAUACAGAGUUUAGAUUUUGAUGUAAGAGCAGCUGUUGCCGCCCAUAUACAAGAGGUAACUCAUAAUCAGGAAAAUGUGUUUGAUCUCCAGUGGAUGGAUGACAAUGCUCUGGCACAAGAAUAUAUUGAACCUCUCCUAAAAAACAUGGCAUUGCAUUUAAAAAGACUUAUAGAUGAGCGAGAUGAGCAUUCUGAGACUAUCAUAGAGCUUUCUGAAGAAAGAGACUCUGUUCAUUUUCUACCUCAUGCAUCAGCAGCACAAUCACCUUGUGGAUCUCCAGGAAUGAAAUGCACUGAAAGUAGACAACACUUAUCAGUGGAAUUAGCAGAUGCCAAAGCAAAGAUUAGAAGACUUAGACAAGAGCUUGAGGAAAAAACUGAACAGUUGCUGGAUUGUAAACAAGAACUUGAACAGAUUGAAACUGAAUUAAAGCGACUGCAACAAGAGAAUAUGAGUUUACUUUCGGAUGCCCGAUCUGCCAGAGUGUAUCGGGAUGAACUUGAUGCUCUCAGAGAGAAGGCAAUCCGGGUUGACAAGCUAGAAAGUGAACUCAGCCGAUAUAAAGAAAGACUACAUGAUAUUGAAUUCUACAAGGCUAGAGUAGAGGAGCUGAAAGAAGAUAAUCAAGUAUUGCUGGAAACAAAGACAAUGUUGGAAGAUCAGUUAGAGGGAACCCGAGCCCGUUCUGAUAAAUUGCAUGAUUUGGAAAAGGAGAAUCUGCAAUUAAAGGCUAAAAUCCAUGAUAUGGAAAUGGAACAUGAUAUGGAUCGGAAGAAAAUUGAGGAACUUAUGGAGGAAAAUAUGUCACUAGAAAUGGCUCAGAAGCAAAGUAUGGAUGAAUCACUGCAUUUGGGCUGGGAACUUGAACAGAUAAACAGAUCAUCAGAAGUUUCUGAAGUGCCACAGAAGUCACUUGGUCAUGAAGUGAAUGAACUAACAUCAAGUAGAUUAUUAAAACUAGAAAUGGAAAACCAAACUUUAUUAAAAACAGUAGAAGAAUUACAAAAUGCAAUGGGUUCCAUAGAAGGCAGUAACUCAAAACUAAUGAAAAUGGAAAAGGAAAAUCAAAGGCUAAAUAAAAAGCUGGAAGGACUUAAGAAUGAAUUUACUGAAGAGAAACAAAGUCAUCAGAUUAGUCAGAAUCUUUGCAAAGAUCUUAUGAAAGAGAAAGCACAGCUUGAAAAAACGAUUGAAACUUUGAGAGAAAAUUCAGAGAGACAGAUUAAAAUCCUGGAACAGGAAAAUGAACACUUGAAUCAAACUGUAACUUCACUUAGACAGCGUUCACAAAUCAGUGCUGAAGCAAGAGUAAAAGAUAUUGAGAAGGAAAAUAAAAUUCUCCAUGAAUCUAUCAAGGAGACAAGCAGUAAAUUAAGUAAAAUAGAAUUUGAAAAGAAGCAAAUGAAAAAAGAGUUAGAACAUUAUAAAGAAAAGGGAGAAAGAAUGGAUGAACUGGAGAAAGAAGUUCAUCAUCUUGAAAAAGAAAAUGAACUAUUACAGAAAAGGAUUACUAACUUAAAAAUUACAUGUGAAAAAAUAGAUUCUUUAGAACAAGAGAAUUCCAGUCUAGAUGUUGAAAACAGAAAGCUGAAAAAGACUUUAGAUAGUCUGAAAAAUCUCAGCUUUCAGUUAGAGUCCUUAGAGAAAGAGAAUGCACAACUUGAUGAAGAAAACUUAGAACUCAGAAGAACUGUUGAAUCUUUGAAGAGUAUCAAUAUCAAGAUGGCUCAGUUACAACUAGAAAAUAAAGAGCUGGAAAGUGAGAAAAACCAGCUACAGAAGAGCCUGGAGCUUAUGAAAACAUCUUUUAAAAAGACAGAACGUUUAGAAGUAAGUUACCAAGGCUUGGAUACAGAAAAUCAAAGGUUGCAGAAAACCCUAGAAAACAACAGCAAAAAGAUUCAACAUCUAGAAAGUGAAUUACAAGAACUGGAGUCAGAAAAUCAAACCCUGCAAAAACAUCUGGAAGAACUCAAAAUCUCCAGUAAACGCUUAGAAAAAUUAGAAAAAGAGAAUAAACUUUUGGAGCAAGAAACCACCCAGCUGGAAAAAGAUAAGAAGCAGCUAGAGAAGGAGAAUAAAAGGCUCCGACAACAAGCAGAUAUUAUGGAUAGCACAUUAGAAGAAAAUAAUGUGAAAAUAGGUCACCUGGAAAAAGAGAACAAGUCACUCUUUAAAGAAAUUGGAGUAUGUAAAGAAGCAUCUAUUCGUCUAAAGGAAAUGGAAAAGGAAAAUAAAGAGCUUGUAAAAAGAGCCACCAUUGACAAAAAAACACUUGUCACAUUACGUGAGGAUUUGGUAAGUGAAAAACUGAAGACCCAGCAGAUGAAUAAUGACUUAGAAAAGCUUACACAUGAACUUGAAAAGAUAGGCUUAAACAAGGAACGCCUCUUACAUGAUGAGCAGAAUACUGAUGACAGUAAAUACAAACUUUUGGAGUCAAGAUUAGAGUCUACACUGAAGAAAUCACUUGAAAUAAAAGAAGAAAAAAUUGCUUCUUUGGAAGCACGAUUAGAAGAAUCAACAAAUCUAAACCAACAGCUCCGCCAGGAGCUUAAGACAGUGAAAAAGAAUUAUGAAGCCCUCAAGCAAAGACAAGAGGAGGAGAAAAUGGUACAGAGUUGUUCUUCAAAACUUGAUGAAGAAAGUCAGCCUGUCAAUAAAUGGGAAAGAGAGAAUCAGGAAACUACUAGAGAACUUUUGAAAGUUAAAGACAGAUUAAUUGAAAUUGAAAGAAAUAAUGCAACUCUGCAGGCAGAGAAGCAAGCCCUGAAAACGCAACUAAAGCAACUUGAGACACAGAAUAAUAAUUUGCAAGCUCAGAUUUUAGCACUUCAAAGACAAACUGUUUCCUUACAGGAGCAAAAUACAACCUUGCAAACUCAAAAUGCCAAGCUUCAGGUGGAGAAUUCAGCAAUUAAUUCACAAAGUACAUCACUUAUGAACCAGAACGCACAGCUGUUGAUUCAACAGUCUACCUUAGAAAAUGAAAAUGAGUCCAUAAUAAAGGAACGAGAAGACUUGAGAUCAUUUUAUGAUUCUCUAAUCAAAGAUCAUGAAAAAUUGGAACAACUUCAUGAGCGGCAAGCAGCUGAAUAUGAAUCUCUCAUUUCUAAGCAUGGAAACCUCAAAUCUGUACAUAAGAAUCUUGAGGUAGAACAUAAAGAUUUAGAAGACAGAUACAAUGCAUUACGUCAGCAAAAAGUACAGCUAGAAGAAUUGGAAAACGUUCUCAAAGUGGAGCAAGAGAAGAUGCUUCAGCAAAACAAGAAACAUGAAACAGUCGCAGUGGAAUACAAAAAGCUUUGUGAAGAAAAUGAUAGAUUAAACCAUACAUACGUACAACUUUUGAAAGAGAAUGAAGUUCUUCAAGUUGAUCAUAAGAAUUUGAAAACUUUACUAAACAGUUCUAAACUAGAGCAAACGCGACUGGAGGCUGAAUUUUCUAAACUUAAAGAACAGUAUCAACAACUAGACAUUACUCAUACAAAAUUAAACAAUCAGUGUGAGCUGCUUAGCCAACUAAAAGGGAACUUAGAAGAAGAAAACAGACAUCUACUGGACCAAAUACAGACUUUAAUGCUACAAAACAGAACACUUUUGGAACAGAAUAUGGAAAGCAAAGAUCUCUUCCAUGUUGAGCAAAGGCAGUAUAUUGACAAGCUAAAUGAAUUGAGAAGACAAAAAGAAAAAUUAGAAGAAAAGAUUAUGGAUCAGUAUAAAUUCUAUGAACCAUCUCCCCCUAGAAGGAGAGGCAACUGGAUUACUCUGAAAAUGAGGAAAUUGAUAAAAUCAAAGAAAGAUGUCAACCGAGAACGCCUCAAAUCUCUGACUCUGACACCAACCCGCUCAGAAUCUAGUGAAGGAUUUCUUCAGCUGCCACAUCAAGAUAGUCAAGAUAGUUCCUCUGUGGGCUCAAAUUCACUUGAAGAUGGCCAGACAGUGGGGACUAAAAAAAGCAGCAUGGUUGCACUGAAAAGACUGCCCUUUUUGAGGAACAGACCGAAGGAAAAAGACAAAAUGAAGGCCUUCUACCGUCGCUCCAUGUCAAUGAAUGACCUGAUGCAGUCCAUGGUCUUAGCAGGAGGACAAUGGAUAGGUAGUUCUGAGCAUCUGGAAGGUCCUGAUGAUAUAUCUACGGGUAAAAGGAGAAAAGAAUUGGGAUCUAUGGCCUUCUCUACUACAUCCAUCAACUUUGCAACUGUCAACUCUGCUGCAGGCUUGAGAUCCAAGCAGUUGCUUAAUAAUAAAGAUACAACAUCUUUUGAAGAUGUAAGUCCACAAGGAAUUAGUGAUGAUUCUAGUACAGGUUCAAGAAUUCAAGCUUCCAGACCAGCCAGCCUUGAUAGUGGCAGAACAUCAACUAGCAAUAGCAACAAUAAUGCUUCACUCCAUGAAGUCAAAGCAGGUGCAAGUAACAACCAAAGCAGGCCUCAAAGCCACAGUAGUGGAGAAUUUAGCCUACUUCAUGAACACGAAGCAUGGUCCAGCAGUAGCAGCAGCCCUAUACAGUAUCUGAAAAGCCACGCUAAGUCUAGUCCCCUGCUUCAUCAUACAAUGUCAGAAAAAAUGGAUAAACAAGGACUGUGGAGAAUUAAAACUGAAUCCCCUGGAAGUGAAAUGGUUACUUUGCAGCAGUUUCUGGAAGAAAGUAAUAAAGUUACUUCGGCUGAGCUGAAGUCUUCAAGCAAAGAUAAUCUUUUGGAUGAAGUAAUGAAAUUUUUUUCUGAAAAUGUUGAAUUAACAGGAAGAGAGAAGCUAAGCAAACAGACAUCAGGCAUUAGUGGUAUUGUCAGAUCGCAGAGUGUAAAAAAUACAACAGAAUUAUCUGAUGGAAAGUUAAGUAAGCAAGAACCUCUUGCAAGGCUCAGUUUAAAUAGAACAGAAGAUUCUAAAGAUCUGAACUCUUCAAAGACAUAUGCUGCAGGCACUAAGGGGAGGGCCAGGUCUGUUAAAGAAAAUGUCCAGUCACAACGACAAUCAAAAGACUGCAAUCCUUAUGCUACUUUACCUCGUGCAAGCAGUGUGAUUUCAACAGCAGAAGGAACUACUCGGAGGACAAGUAUCCAUGAUUUUUUAUCUAAGGACACUAGGCAGCCGAUAUUUGUUGAUCCAACUCCAGCUACAGCUGACCAAAGUGUUAUAACAUCUUCGAAUGUGGAAGCAAAACCAGAAAAAAGAAAUUCAAAAAGCAGUUGUAGGGAGCAAGAAAGCUCCUAAUUCAAUUGCCCCUACAACAUGAGAUGUGGGCCAAGUGGUGAGUUUUUUGCCCAACAUGUAAAUGAGAUCAUUUUCAUUUACAGAGGAGGGGAAGAAAUUAAUAUUAACAAAUAAGAACACAUGCACACUGCAUUAACAAUUGUCAGUAGUGCUGGACUAAGUAGAUUGCUAUCUUGCCUAUUGCUCAAGCCAAAUGAGAGCAGCACAUUUAAUUUUAUCUGCCAGGCAAGGAAUAUCCACUCUUAAAUUUAUCUUCUUUUCCCUGUUAAAAACUAAAAUAUUUCUCCAAAAUUCUAUCAGUGUAUAUAUAGUACCAAAUCAUUAUCUGAAUAUUGAUUUAUUGUUGUUUGUGUUUUCUGUAUUGUAUUGAUAUAGUCUUUUUGAAGCAGGGCUCAUGUUUAUUGUUGUGUCUGAAGAACCAGCUAAUCUGAGUGUCCCUUUGAUGAUACUGUAUUUUAUCUAAAUACUUGGGUACCCAUUACAUUUCAGUGAGAGAUAGCAACGUAUGAUCAGGGCAACUCAGAUUCUGUGCCAAGAACAGCAGGAUACUAUAGUUUGUAUUAUGUAAGCAGAAUGCCUCUUAGUUGAAGUGCCUGCUAUUUUUAUUAUUUUGCAUAAUUCUGUUCUUACUAUGUAAAAGAUGAUAGGAAUACAUGGACCAUUUCUUGUUACGGUUCGUAAAAAAACGUAUUUUCAGUAUAUCUCUGCUGUUCUAAGGACUAGAAACGUCCUUCCAGUAUUUCUCCUUACUGACUUUUUUCACUUUUAGACAGAGUUGUAGCUUAUGUUCAGCUCUGUAUAUGAUGCAUGUAUAAGCAAAGAAAAUCAAAUGGCUUAGGCUGCAAUCCUAUAUAGAGAACAUCAGAUUCAACACAGUAGGAAUCACUUCUAUAAUUUAACCCAAUAUAAUCUUUGUAGUUUCUUACAACCAGAAGAUGGUGCUAUAUAGUAUUUGCUAUAUACAUUUUUCCAUUUCUUCUUGUUGCUGCUUAAACUGCUUCUAUUGCAUCUUGUUAGUUCUUCUAGUAACUACUUUUUAGAUCUCUUCUAUAGCUAAGCUUUUCUUACAUUUUAUCUUCUUCUCUUUCUGCUUUUUAAUUGAACACAGAGAGAAAAGUGUCCUUCAGUAUCUCAAUUAUGAAGCCUUUAUUUCUGAAGUAACAAGGUGUCCGGCUAUAGGAGUCAUGCUUUAAAAAAAUGUUCAAAGUUUUUACAGUCCUUCAUGAAUAGAGCAGUCAAGAAAUGCACAUCUUAUUUCCUUGAAUCAAGGAACUGUACCAGCAGCUGCUGCUGAUUUUUUAAAAAAGACAGACUAUAUUGCACAUUGCACUGUUAUGAUCUCUGAGUAAAGGAGAAUUUUCAUCUCUCUGAGGACCAAGGGUUGUGCAGUCUCAAGAAUUACUUCAGGAACACAAUUACUAUGUUCUUGUUCCUUUAUGAACAUAGUAAUCAGUUGCUUAUUACUUCUGCUCUGUUUAGCAUUUAGUUCUGUAAAUCUGAAAUGAGGAAAGUCUAUUGUAAAUUGUGGAAUUUGUUGUAAAUACAGGUAGGAAAAAGACCUCCACAAGUAUCUUGUCAUUUCAGUCUUAUUGGUGUGCAUGAUGUUACUCUUAGGAAAACAAGAAUGCUGAUUAUUUUGAUGUAUAUGGCAAGAAUAAUUCAGUUAGGUACUUCAAAACAUAAUAUUUUAAUCCACUCUCAGAUUAAUCAAUCUUUUCCAUGUACUUUCUUUACCACAGAAAUACAGCCAUUGGGGGAGGGGACAACAAAAAGAUGAUAAAAAAACUAUUUCUGAAAUUUUGAAAUUGAAUUAAAUCAAUUUUGUUUUCAACAGAUACCAUCCAGAAUAAACUUAUAUUAAAUAUUUAAUGUAUAUUUUUAAUUUGAUAUUUUGAGAUAAAUAAUGGCUUUGAAAGUGUUUAUAGGGAAAGAUCAUCAUAAACAUUUUUCAAGCUGUUUUUAAUUACUUACUAAUGUUGUCCUAUUUUUAUUUCUUAUAAUAUGCAUUAAGGCUGAUUAAAAUAGUUGAUACUUUCUUAAUAUUUAUAUGCAAACAAUACAGGAAAUUAGAUUUGGUUAAUCUUUGCAGAUGUACAAGGGUUUCUGGUUUCUAUUAAAUUUCAAAGUUUAUUUUCUUACAAGCCACUAAAUUAUUAAUAUUUCCAUGAUAUGUAUCAUAUUUAACCUUAUAUGUUUUAUUUAAUCUUGUUAAUGUAUGUGUAUCUUUAAUCCCAUUAUUUGUAUCUCAGCCAAAUUAGUCACAACUAGAAUUGCAAUAUCUUGUUUGAAUUGGGCCUACUACCUAUACAUUGUAUAUUUUUUAAAAAAAGGGAAACAUUAUUAUACUCCCCAGGAUUUUGCUGACAAUCAGUGUUAUUUCUAUUAGGUAACAAUAAAUUCUACUCUUUUCUGUGCCAAAUGAAUAGCAACUACAGAGCUACAGGGGUCAGAUAAAACAACUAGAAAUACAUUGAGAGCAAUACAAUGUAUAAUCUUGUAACAGUUGUGCCUGAGUAGGUUUAUUCCUGACCAAUAUAACAAAUCAAGCCAUUAUCCAUUCCUAAUCUGGCUUUGACAGAAAACAAUUAAAUGAAAGAUUGGGUUCACACAACCCACAAAGGUAAAGUAUAGAUGUGUAAUAGGUGAUUCGGUCUUGUGCACAUCCAGCCAAUGUAGUUAGUUCAUUACACCGUACACACCCGGACAGUUGGGUUAAUUCAAUGAAAUGGGUUAGUAUGUUGCAAAAUUACAGCCAUAAAAUUUAUAGUGUAUGAUAGGCUCUCCCCAAUUUUAAUGUGGGGAAAAAACUUACCUUAGGCAUAUGAAAAUUCUAGAACAAUCUGUAUUGUUUAAUUUAGUCUAUGGUAGCAUCUCAUUAUCUAAGUUAGCUAAUAUCUAUCAGUACAAUACUUUUCAUGUUUUAGUAUUAAAUGUGAAUCCAGCUUGGCCGUAUGGAGGGAAGAUUCUAUAUAAACAUCCCUAUACUGUACAACAUCUUCAAUGAGAAGAAAAUAAAAUCACUAAAAUUGAUCAUGCGUGUAUAAAUAUUGGGCACACUGAAGGACCUGAAAAUUGAUAAACAAUCAUAGAAGGAUGAACAUAAAGGCCAGAGUAGAUGAGCUUGUGACCACCUUCAUUUCUCAGAAGAGUUCUUUGGAAAUACAGGGCAGAAAGUCUUUCAGACAGUUCCAACUUACUGAAUAGAAAAAGUAAUUUGAACAAAUAAAUCCUAAAGUAUAAGCCUCCCAGGUAGCAUUGUCUAUCUAGGUAAGAAUGACAUUACACUUAACUUGGAUAGGUUCUAUUCUGUCAUGAUGAAGAAUUGAAAACUCAGAUGGCCAAGAGCCAACUCACAUGAUCAUGUACAGUGGCUAUUUUACACUGUGCACAGCAAUAUGAGAUACUUUCAUUUUUAUUUAUUGAUGAAAUGUCUAUCCAGAGGUUCUCAAAUUGACUUUCAUCAUUAUUAUUUAUUAUAUUUUUGAUUUAUACUCUGCCUUCUCAAGUAAGUUAAGGCAGCUAACAUUUUUUUGAAAAAUACAAAAGACAAAUUCAUAUUGAUGCUAAAAUUAAUUAACAAUCAGGAACCUAAUGAAGGAGAUGCACCUAAUGAGCAUUUGACAAUUUUCAAUACCAGUACCAUGAAAAUACCAAAGCAGUUGUACUAAAUCAGGUUAAAUCUAGCUUAGAUGAAUAAAAAGCUGGCACUGAAAAGAUUUGUAUGCAACCCUCUUUGUAAAGAGCACUCUAAUGUUGGGGCCUCUUCAGUUGUGCUAUUCUUUCUUGGGUCACCAAUGUUGUUACCUGCAGAUGUGGAGAUGUGGGAACCUGAAAACUCAUCUUAACAUUGGGCAGAGUGAUGGUUCUAAUCUUGGCAGUACAUCUGAAUAGUUACUAAGUAGCCCUACAAAUAUGUUUUGUAUGAAUUACCUUCAGAGUGUUUGCAGCUUUGGGGAACAAUCGUCUACCUUUCAAGCAUUUAUUUCUGACUGCACCUAUUUUCUUGAUUUUUCAGUUUUGUAUUUGAUUCAUAUUUGGAUUUGGAUUUAAGUAGAGACACAUUGUUUUUCUACAGACAAUUUUAAGUAACACAAGUGACACUUCUCUGGUGUAAUGAAGAUGAUCAAGAGCAUAAUAUUAUUCAUGCAAGGCUUGCCUAGGAAAAAUUAGUAAUAGAUUAUGUCUUUUUCAUGAUUUGAUUUUGGCAGUAGGUUUGGUUUAGCAUUACAAGGUUAUAUAUGUAUAUUUUAACAUAAUCCCUUGCUAAAACUGAAACUACCAUCUUCUUUAAUGAAGCCUCUGAUAUUUCUGGACAGGGAGUAUGAGACUUGUAAGCUAUAUGUAAUUUGUUUUUAUAGCUCUUCUUAACAGAUGUAUUUUGUGAAAAGCCAGAUGAUUUUCUGUUGAUAACUUAGGAGAAAAGAGCCUUGAUACAGGUAUUCUACAGGAAAACCAAAGCCUUGUUUUUAGCUUUCCUUUCCAGGGCACAUUUGAAGAAUAUAACUGGCUUUCCUGAUCUGUCUAGAUUUCACAGGUUCUUAAUCUAAAGAAAGUUAAAAUGUAUGCCAUAGUUCUUUGUCCCAAUUUUAGUUAACAUGGUUAAUAAAAACACUUUUUAAAAAUAUAGAAAUCUGUAACAGUGUCAGAAAUAAUGUGUCACUUUGAAAUCCCAUCACCUUUAGGACUAAAUGCAAGGGCUUUUUCUUUGUACAUGAGUGUUCAGCAGUUGCAAAGUAAAAGUUGCAAAUUUGCUAUAAUACAAUGAAAAUAUUCCCACUCUGUUGCUGCUGAUUGCUAAGGCUACAAUCAUUCUUUCCAGAAUGCAUUAUUUCUUAAAAUGUUUUGUAUUUUGAGAGAUGGCACAGCUCCAGCAUGGGGCCAAUGUAAGUUCUCUGUAAACUUUAUUGUAUUGUGUAUAGCUCAAACAUUGUUCAGAAUGGAACUGCCUUAAAAGGAGAAACAGCACAUGGCUGUGACACAAAUUAAACACUGUUAUACAGAAACUGUUAUUUGAAGUUGUAACUUCCUUUUCUUAUACCUAUUAAGGAGUUUUGUAAUGUUUGCCAUUGUACACUACUUAUGUUAUUAAAAUUUGAAACAAAAUAACCUGUCAACUUUCUCUUAUUUUGAAAGAUCCUUGUUUGGUCCUCUAGAAGAAAAAUCACUUUGCAUAUAUAGAGUUUUAUGAGUUUUCCUAAAACUCUGUAUUGGAAAAAAUGUAUUACAAUUUUUGGUGUGUUUAUAGGAUCUUUUGAGGAACACACUUGACCCUUUUGGAGGGGUGAGAGCCACAAUGGAGUGAUGACACAAAGUAGGUGGGGCCACAUCACACAUGAUCAGGGCUGGGGUCUUUUCUCUUUUGUUCAGGUUUUGGGGAAGAGUGUUAGGUUUAGGUUUAUUUAUCUUAUUUAUCACAUUUGUAUAGCCACCCAUCUCACAUAGUGAUUUUGGAUGGUGUGCAUAUGUACAAAGUACAUAAAAACCACAAUUUAACAUUUUUUAAAAAGCUAAAAAACAAGAGACAGAAUGGCAUCCAAGCAUAGAAGAGUGCUACCAGUUAACUAUCAUACAGUCAUCUAACAGGCUGCACUCUAUCACAGGAUCCCCAAGCUCAUUGGCAAAACCAAGUUGGGGCUUGUCUUUGUGUGUUUGUUUGCCUGCUUGCUUUCCUGCCUAACUUUCGUGUUACACUUAUUCUAGAGCUUUAUAAAAUUUGAAAAACAUUAAAGCCUGUCUCCAGUUAUAUAGCAUGACAUGUUCUAGGACACUCAGAGUUCUUGUUCCUCUACUGCUUGGUCCACAUAAGAGUUACAAAGAAAGUAUCUUAUUUGAUUAUCUAAAUUCAUUUUGGUAACUGAAAAUAAACCUGCACCAAACAACUCAAAGGAUUGUUAGCUGCUAAUGCCACCUGAUUUGGAUACAUUAUGCAAAUAUCUAGCUCUCUGGA